UUGUCCCUUGAACUAGACACAAGUAGUAGCAAACUCCAUUUCUUCUUCGUUAUUAUUUUUUCUUUAUCUUUCAAAAAUGGCACUUACUAGAGAUCGUUUGGGAUCGGUUCAAACUUGUGCCUAUAAUGGAAAUUUAAUGGGUGAUUUCUCCUCCUUAGAUCCAUACCCAUUUGAUGAAAAACACAAAUUAGGGUUAGAAGAAGGAGAAGGCAAUAAUAAUAAUAUCAAGAAUUUAGGCAUGAGUACUCAUUCUUCUUCUUCUCUCGGUAGUCCUAGUAGUGCUAAUUCUAAUAAUGAAUUCUUGAUUCGUUCUACGAGCCGGAAUCAAGACGAAGUCGUUCAUUCUUUAAUCAAUUUUCGAGGCGGGUUUAAUAGUUUUUUGCAUGGUAAUGGAUCGAAUUUGCUUAGUUUUGAGCAAAAUAAUAAGGUUUCAUCACAAACUAGUAGUGAUGAUUACCCAAAUUUGAAUUAUGGUCAUUUUUGGAAUAUUGAGAUGAACCCUAAUAAGUCUAGUGUUGAUCCUCGUUUGGUUGAUGAUAUUAAUUGUUUUCAAACAGCUAGUAAUUUUAAUUCUAUUGCCAAUUGUGAGAAAGAAAAUCAUGGGGAUUGGUUGUAUUCUGAAGAGACUAUUGCUAGUGAGAAUAUUCAAGACUCUGCAACACAAGAUGCUAACUUUCAUAAGCGUCCAUUUGUGGGAGAGAGUAUGCAAGGUGGAAAGAAGCAAUGCAUUAAUAGUGGAAAUAAGAAGCAAAACCCCAAGAUUUGUUCUCCAUCUAAAGAUCCACAAAGCAUUGCAGCAAAGAAUCGAAGAGAGCGGAUUAGCGAACGGCUUAAAAUGUUGCAGGAGCUUGUGCCUAAUGGAUCAAAGGUUGAUUUGGUUACAAUGUUGGAGAAAGCCAUUAGUUAUGUCAAGUUUCUUCAAUUGCAAGUAAAGGUUUUGGCCACCGACGAAUUUUGGCCGGUUCAAGGCGGAAAAGCUCCUGAUAUUUCUCAGGUAAAGGAAGCCAUUGAUGCCAUCCUUUCAUCUCAGAAGGACGGGAAUUCAAGUUCAAGUUCAAAAUAAUUUAGUUAGAAGAAGAAGAUAUAUAUAAAUAUCAUAAUAUAAUGUGAAAAUAACUUUUUCAAGACAAGGAAUGUUUUGUUUUGGAAGUUAGCAAUGGUGGAUUAUAAUUUUUUGUUUUAUUUUCAUAUGAAGAUCUUGUAAAACAAAAUUAUUAAUUUAUUAUUUUAUGGGGGUAAUGCAAAUGAAAAAUUGAGGAUAUCAAA
Messenger RNA from Mercurialis annua (annual mercury), 1266 nucleotides. RefSeq names its product putative transcription factor bHLH086. Gene Ontology annotation, biological process: regulation of DNA-templated transcription. The transcript is spliced from 5 exons. NCBI's taxonomy places the organism in Eukaryota, Viridiplantae, Streptophyta, Magnoliopsida, Malpighiales, Euphorbiaceae. The record is from RefSeq and is a predicted model, not a curated record. Bases 77 to 1063 code for a protein of 328 amino acids. Gene Ontology annotation, molecular function: DNA-binding transcription factor activity; protein dimerization activity.